This is a messenger RNA of Colletotrichum abscissum, 1434 nucleotides long. RefSeq lists its product as uncharacterized. The coding region runs from base 1 to 1434 and encodes 477 amino acids. Lineage: Eukaryota; Fungi; Ascomycota; Sordariomycetes; Glomerellales; Glomerellaceae. The record is from RefSeq and is a predicted model, not a curated record. The transcript is spliced from 4 exons.
AUGGCACCCUCUAAGCAGUCAAAGGGCAAGCUUCCCGAAGUCCCAAAGAUGAAGCAGGAUGCCAAAAUCAGGAAGAACAAAUCAGCGAGGAAGAAUACCUCUGUCAAGGAACACAAGAGCCCCAAGAAAGGUGUCAAGGUGGCCACUCGCCCAAAGAAUCGGGCCCUGAUUCAGUGGAGAAAAGAAGAGCCCUUGCUCGUAACCUUACUUUGGGUGCAGUACAUCUGUGCCAAAGAUCAUGGCAAGGUGCCCUGGGACGACAUCAUCCCCCAGUGCUUCGCCGGAGUCACGUCGACGGCCUUCACUCAGUUCCUAGCGCGAGAGCGAAAGAGACUACUCAGGAUGGGAUAUUGUGUCCCCCCUCUUCCCAGCCAGGCCAAGAGUUUGGAGAAGGAUGCAAAUCUUCGCGGCUAUAUCAACGAGCCGACCCCCGAGAACGAAGACGCCAUCAGAACUAUCAGCUUUCACGAGCCGUUCCUCCAGCCCUGCCAGCAAGCAGGCGAAGAAGAAUCGGAUGGUGAGGCUGAGGAUGCCGUUAUGGAGUAUCAAGAGGAUGAAGGUGACCUGGGCAGAGAUGAGGCCCCCGAAAAGGAGGGAGAGCCCUUCGCAAACCCUUUUCGCCAGGAUUCUUAUCAGAUCCUUCCUCAAUCCGGCCAUUCCCUCCACGGUAGUGAAGCUCAGCAUGAGAACUCUCAUCUCGACCAGCAAGGCCUAGAACUGCUGCUUCAACAAGACCAGCAAUUUAUCCAAGCUCAAGAUGAUGUCCAGAUGGAGGUUCAGACCAAUGCUCAGGCCGAUGCCGAGGUCCAGCAGCAGCUCUUGGACCAGGCGAAAUAUCCGGGUCAGAAUAUCCAGAUGGGGCAAGCCGGUCGGGACUGGCCGACCCAGGUUCAUCAGCUUAACGGAGACACCGAUAUGCAGCGAUAUAUGGAAGCAAUCGAAGCCUGGAAGAAUGAUGCACCUCCAAAUGAGAUACGAAUUCACGUCGAGGGUCUCGCUCCCAUGGCGUACUACCUCCUUCAGGUGCCUGAGAGCGUAAGCCAUCGCUUCCAUCCGGCGUCCAGCACUGAUACCAUGCAGCCGAUGCGGAACGAGAAUGGCUAUACGACAUUCAGCAUCCAGAUUCCGGUCAACUUGGACGUCUAUCUGAAUGGCGUCAAUAGCCAGGAAGCUGAUCCUUCAUUCGCACACAUUGGCGAACCCGCCCCGGCGAAUUUACCUCUGGGCACUUCGUCGCUCAAUGAACCGGCUAGGGAGUCUUGGAACGGUGGUCUUUGGGAGGGCGCCAAUGGUGACUUCCAUGGUGUCUGUUAUCAGCAUGAGAAUAUCACUCGCUACGCCGAAGUCAUUGACUCGAACCGCAUGGGAUGGGAGGAGCGAGUCGAGUUGAAUGACAUCAAUUCGACGGCCAUGGGCCCCAACAUGCACCAGUAG